AUGCCUUGGGCCACAAUCAAGCUCAACGACGGAACCGAGAUCCCGAGCAUUGCAUUCGGUACAUGGAAGCUUGGUAAUGGGGAGACUACAAUCAGUAAAGUAAACCAAGCCUUUUCCGUAGGAUUUGAUCACCUCGAUACCGCGCAAGUGUACAGAAAUGAGAAGGAAGCAGGCGAAGCACUGCGUGCGAGCGGCCUCGCUCGCAAGGAUGUCUAUAUCACCACAAAGUACUCAGGUCGUGCAGACAUUCAGACGUCCAUUCGGAACAGUUGCGAAUACCUUGGCGUUGACUACGUGGACUUAUAUCUCAUUCACGGACCGGACUUGGCCGUCCCAGACAUUCCGACGAUCUGGAGGCACAUGGAAAAAAUCAAGACCGAUGGACUGUCCAGGAGCAUCGGCGUGAGCAAUUUCAAUGUGCAAGAAUUGCAAACUCUCCUUGCGACAGCCAUCAUCAAACCCGUAACCAACCAGAUUCUCUUUCACCCAUAUGUACUCUCUCGUCAAGGACCCAUCGUCGCGUUCGGAGCGCUGCACGGAAUUGUCAGCGAGGCAUACAGUGUAUUGAUACCUGUAACGCAUAAGCCAGGAGGUCCAGUUGAUGCCCCGGUUCAAUCUAUCGCCCAGAGGCUUGGAGCUGAGCCGGAACAGGUUCUUCUGGCUUGGGCUAAAGCCAAAGGAGUGGUCGUUGUAACCUCGAGCUCAAAAAAGGAGCGACUGGAAGGAUACUUGAGAGCAGGAGACUUAGAGCUAACGCUUGAAGACAUCGCCGCGAUCGAUAAUGCUGGCCUCGCGGGCUCGCGUCAUUGA
Fibroporia radiculosa is the source of this 810-nucleotide messenger RNA. RefSeq lists its product as uncharacterized. Gene Ontology annotation, molecular function: oxidoreductase activity, acting on NAD(P)H as acceptor. The transcript has 9 exons. NCBI's taxonomy places the organism in Eukaryota, Fungi, Basidiomycota, Agaricomycetes, Polyporales, Fibroporiaceae. The record is from RefSeq and is a predicted model, not a curated record. The coding region runs from base 1 to 810 and encodes 269 amino acids.